This is a messenger RNA of Lathyrus sativus (Indian pea), 924 nucleotides long. Lineage: Eukaryota; Viridiplantae; Streptophyta; Magnoliopsida; Fabales; Fabaceae. The record is from the annotation of a GenBank genome assembly.
AUGGCAGUUCCAGUCAUUGAUUUCUCAAAGCUGAAUGGUGAAGGAAGGGCCAAAACUAUGGCACUGAUUGCUAAUGGCUGUGAAGAAUGGGGAUUCUUCCAGUUGAUCAAUCAUGGCAUUUCUGAGGAACUUCUUGAAAGGGUGAAGAAGGUUACCUCUGAGUUCUAUAAGCUGGAAAGAGAGGAGAAUUUUAAGAACUCUGCAACAGUUACGCUUCUGCAUGAUAUAGCUGAAAAGAAAAGCAGUGAAAAAUUGGAGAAUGUGGACUGGGAGGAUGUUAUCACUCUCCUUGAUGAUAAUGAGUGGCCAGAAAAUACACCAAGUUUCAGGGAAACCAUGUCAGAAUAUCGGUCUGAGUUAAAGAAACUGGCGGAGAAACUCACGGAAGUUAUGGAUGAGAAUCUGGGCUUACCAAAAGGAUACAUUAAGAAAGCACUGAAUGGUGGAGAAGGAGACAGUGCUUUCUUUGGCACUAAGGUCAGCCACUACCCACCCUGUCCCUAUCCGGAACUCGUGAACGGACUACGAGCUCACACUGAUGCAGGAGGUGUGAUCCUACUGUUCCAAGAUGAUAAGGCGGGAGGCCUUCAAAUGCUCAAAGAUGGGGAAUGGCUUGAUGUCCAACCUUUGCCAAAUGCCAUUGUGAUCAACACUGGUGAUCAAAUUGAGGUGCUGAGCAAUGGCAGAUACAAAAGUUGUUGGCAUAGGGUUCUGAGCGCUACAGAUGGGAACAGGAGGUCAAUUGCAUCGUUCUAUAACCCGCCACUCAAAGCCACCAUAAGCCCUGCACCACAAUUGGCUGAAAAAGAAAACCAAGUCGAGGAUACUUAUCCUAAAUUUGUUUUCGGUGACUACAUGUCUAUCUAUGCUGAGCAGAAGUUCCUCCCCAAGGAACCAAGGUUUAGAGCUGUUAAAGCCAUUUGA